UUUAUCUUGAGUUGCAGCAGCAGCAUUUUCUCAGGACUAAGAGGAAAAUUUAGCACUGUGUGGAUUUCAUCUCAGUUUUGAUGUCUUAAGGUAAGAAAUACUAAACUAUCAUUUAUUAUGGUAUUUUUUUUUUGUCAGUUUUGAAUGUGGGAAGACAAGCAAACAAAAAUUGGUACAGUACGUUUUAAUGCAUAUAAUGUGCAGUUUGAUGCAUGUAAAUUAAUUGGUAACCUCAUUUAUCAUUAAUUAAUAGUAUAAGCUAUCUUUUGCUUUCUCUCUGCUGCAGUUUCUGUGCUGUAUUUUGUGUUCCUUUUUUUUUGUGGAUGCUCAUGCUUCCCUUAGUAAUUAGCAGGUUCUCCUCUGUUGGAAAAAUGAAAGUCCAGUCUGUGUGUUUUUCAGUUGCUCUAGGCGGAAGCUGCCAGAUCCCGCUGCACUCAGCUGCCUCUGCGGGCCAUAAUUGAAACCAUUUGUGGAUCAGGUGGAAUUCUGGGACUUCUGGGCCUCACUUCAAACUCUUGGAGUGUGUUAUUUUCUCUUUUUCUUUCCUCCAGCCAGAAAGACUCUUACAUCAGCCAUCAUCCCCCCCAACCCCCCCUUCUUCCGUCUCUCUCUCUCACUUUCUCUCUCUCUUUCUGCUCCACUCCCAAAAAGUCCUCACAAGGCAGAGGUCAGUGACUCCAGCACUGAAUGCAUUAACUCUAGCGGUAGUUGUGGAAUAUAUCCUGAGACUGAUGGUUUCAUGAAAUCAAGAGAAGAAAUUGCAAAAGUAAGUGAAAUCCAUGUUUUUUCUAUCUUCAUUUCAUAUAUGAAACCAUUGACCUCAGGGUGGAAACUGGCUGAGAAGAAAGUUUGUUCCAGCACAGCUCAAUCCAAUAUAGAGCAUGUACCAUACUGGCAAAGACAUCAUAUAGGUCUACAGUAAAAGAAAUAUAGUCCCCUUUUAACCUGAGGUCAAGAGGGAGAAGACGUGCGCACAUUAUUUGCAUUUAACUUGGUUUUCUAAAGUAAGAAGUGUAAAUAAACAUAAAAAGGCAUUAACCCUGAAGCAGUUGGUUACGGAGAACUGGUAAACUGGAUUUAACAAUGUGUAACAGAUUCAGGUUAAAUUCAAUGUAUUAUGGUCUUGAUUUGAGAGUUAAGAGACUAACAUCCUCACAGCGUGUCUUUAGUGAAACCACCACGUGAAAGACUUGAUGUACUGUCUAAACAGCAGGUACAGUCUGUAGUGUAUGUUGUUGCUACUGACCUUCAGACCUACAGCUAGAACCUGUAUGAGAUAAGUAAAACUCAAGUACUGUGGAGGAGAGACUGGCUUACUUGGAGAACGGUGUGUACUCUUUACAAGCAUGUACCCCAGCAGGGUUUAAUGGACGUCUGUCCAACAGAAUUAUAACUGUUAUAUUACACAGAGGUUAUUUGUAAUAUGUGCCACAUACUGAUUAAAUACUUGACAUUUUAUCUACAGAAGGUUUGUUUGUGUAGCAUGAGGAAUCAAAUUGAAUCUAAUGCUCAUAAUUUCAUUUUAAGACAUUGUUGACAUUGUAUAUACUUUAAGAUGUUUGACCUGUCACCACACCUGAACUUUUAUUUGUGCAGAGAUGAGAUGAAGUUCAUCACGGUUCAUCAGCUUUUGCACCAUGUGUUCUUUUUGCUGCUUGCUACUGCUGCUGUACGAUGUCAAGUCAACCCAGGUACAGUCCUUUUUGUCUCUUUCACAUCCACCGUACUUCUAUCUUAAAACACAUAUUUUAUUAAAGAAAUCAAGAUUCACACAAGCUCAAAGGUUAACUCUGUUCCAUGCAAAUGUCAGGUCAAACAAAAAAAAAGAGAGAUAAAUUAAUUUUAUUGAACUUUAAGUUAUUGAAGUUUUAUCAAGGCAUGACAUUGAGCCUAAUGGCUGGGAUAUGUCUCCAAAAAAAUCUGUGAAUUUUUUUUUUUUUUUUUUCUUGUGGAUAAGUAUGUCGACAAGAUGUGGAAAGGAAGCAAUUUCAGGUGGGUGGGCUUAUAAUGCAAGAAUGUGGAGUGUGUGUAUGUGCAAGAUAGAAAGAGGGGGAGUGUGUGUAUGUGGUUUACCUAAUGGUCAGACAGCAAAUAUCCUCAGAACAGGCAAACCUUUCACAAGCAGGGGGCAUUCAUGGAAAAAUAAAGUUAGAGAAUUUGUAGGUGUUGCCACAGGUAUUACACACACACACACACACACACACACACACACACACACACGUAUGCUCUCCUGCUCACACAUGCAGUGAUUUCACUUUUGAAUAUUUUUCACUGUAAAAGGCUUAUUUGUCCUGCUGCUCUCAUGAAGCACACAUCAGGCGUUCAGUUUUCAGUGUGGGGCGGUGAUUAAAACACAGAGGUCGUCUAAUCACCAGGUGGAGAUGGUUAAAAUACACAGAAAUUGACCCACAGCAGAUGUAGGUGCAGUCUCUUGCUCCUAUGACUACUUCAAUGCAGUGACUGUUUUUGAAAAAUUUAUUUUGAGUUGAUUUAUUUCCAACUCCACAGACGCCAGAGCUGUAAAACUCAAAAGUCUCACUCACGUGGCUCUGCUAGAAAAUAUGAAGAAGGAAGAGCAGGCAUCUCUGAGGCCACUCCUGCCUCACUGUGCUUAGACUGGCACCCACACAGUGACGCCUCUGUUUGGCUUUAGAGGCCUGCAGGGCACCAGGAAAGGAGAUUUAGGGGGGAGGGAGAGGGGACCUGACCACUUUACACUCUCUCAUAUCCUGCAAACUUACAAAAAGGAUCAAACUUACACAUGAGAAAACACAAAAGCUGAAUCACAAAAAUGAACUUUAUAAAAGUGUGUUUCGGCGAUGCUCUGUAUGUGUUCCAGAAAUGUGCCGGUAUCCUCUGGGUAUGACCGGAGGGCAGAUUCAGGAUGAAGACAUCUCUGCAUCCAGUCAGUGGUCUGAGUCGACUGCUGCAAGAUUUGGCAGGCAGGUUUCGAAUUUUAUUUUGUUUUUGUUUUUUUUCUAACUUUAUAUCAUUUAAGGGAAAAAAUAUUGGAAAUCUGUCCUGGAUAAGUCUUGACAUGAAGAUGUUUAGAGGUUGAUUUUCAGCACUAUUGUAUGACAGUAAUCUAACCCUGAAGGCCAAAACUAUUCAAGUUCCCUCUCAGUUUUGCCCAAACCAACCACUCCCUAGUCAUAAAAAUGCCUAAAAAUUAAUGUUGCAAACAGUUGAUGUCAACUGUACCACAUAAAACAAUCAUUUUGUCACAGUUCUUGACCUCUCAGUCAAACUGCGAGGUCUUUAUCAGCAGUUGUCAUGAAUUUAAUGAUGUUUGAAUUGCAUGACAACUCAAUAUGACAGAAAAAAAAAACAUUUUACUCUUAGAGAGGGGUAGAGUGAAGUUGGAGGCUUGGCAUCUAUUUAAGUUUUCAACUUAUCUAAGUACAAACUGCCCACACUUUGGAUAAUUUUACUUAUUUUUAUAAAACAGUUUGUCUAUAUGUCUAUGUCUAUGCCAUCAGACUGCUAAAUGCCAAAUGACCCUCCAUAUAACCCCCCACUCCCACCAUGGCGCACUGUGUCCGUGAUUUUUUAUUAUUUAUUAUGUGUAAAUUAGAACGUAUAUCUUUUUAUACACACUAUCAUUUAUUUGUUUUUUAUUCCACUACCACUCUACCUCCAGAAAGUACAAUAUUACUCAGCAUGCUGCUAUUUUACCCUUAGGUUUCAUUGUUUUUAUUUUUUUCUGUAUAUUAAAUUAAACACCAUCAUCAUGUGAUAUGGAAACCAAGCAACGACAUUUCGUUGCGAAGAGGAAUUCACUGCUGUGUUUUAUUCUGUGCGAUGACAAAUAAAGAAAGUCUCUAAGUCUCUCUCUAGGCCAGAAAGGUAAAAAUGUUUGUACCUGACACGUUUCGGCUACCUUACCUCUGCAGUUUUCAUCAGAGGUGUCCCAUGAUGUUGGUGUGACGUUGUCUGUGAUGAGUUAUAUGGGUUUUGCCAUCCCACCUGAGAUGGCAGGAUGGAGCUUUCCCCCGGCAGGUACAAACAUUUUUACCUUUCUGACCUUUAUAGAUGAGCCGUUCUAUAAAUUUAUCACCAGCAGGCCAAAUGAACCCCUUUAAAAGAAAAAUGAUCAGUUGAAAAGAGAUGCACAUUGCCCAGUUAGAACAAAACCAGCUAAAACAGGAACAAUCAGAAGUUAAGAAGUCAACAAUGAAGGAUCUGAAGUGGGUCUAUGAAACAAGAGCGUUCAUUUUGUGGUGAGUUCCAGGAGGAUGGUGAAUAAAUGCCAAAAGCAGCUUUUCCAAGCUCAGAGUAAACCCUAGGAACCUGGAAUGUAAGUCAAUCAUUAGAGCUGGUUUCAUGUAGUCUAGAGAACCAAACUAGCAAGGAAGAAAACAUCCUAAUAUGUGCUCUAUUGAUGAACAGAUAGAUAUGCAAAUUAUGUCACAGAAAGAAAGGACCAACCAACUCUUGUACCAGAUGCAGUGAUGAUUGCUGUUAUGAUCGCCAACAAGAAAACUUGGUGUGGAAUUAAAAACUUGAAGAGGUUUAAAGGCUGCAGCCGAAACAUGCCUGUACAAAAUGUAUUGUAACCAUGUAACCACAAUCUAGCACUGAUGAACAGUUACCUCGACGAAAUUUAAAAUAUGAUUAAUACACUUACCCUGGCACCACUUUAGGUGUGACAAUGAGGUUCUUCAGGUCAAGUCUUUUCUUCGUUUACGACAAAUCUGUUUGGAGAGUACAAUAUCUUAAUCAAAGAAGCAGCACUGAAGAUGCACAGCAGACUGUACAUGAUCAGAAGUGCGAUCCAAUAUUAAAUCAUCAGCAUAAAGAUGAGACACAAUAUCUGUUAUGUAAUGAGUGAAAAGAACAGGAUAAUGGACAGAUCCUUGUGGGACACCAUUUGUAAUUUUAACAAAAUCUGAUUUUACAUUUGCUGCCUGCCCAUUUUAAUUAAUUUUAUUAAACUAGGAAAGCAUCAUUGAGGUUUAAAAUGUCCUUUAAGGGAGUGAUGUUUAUUUUUAUCAAAGCAAAUAUUUUCUAGCUUUUGAAAGAGCACUGCAUGAUUAACAUAUUAUAUACAACUGUUUCCUCUUCUCCCUCCUCUAUGCCUGUCUUGCAGCUUGUCUUUGCUACCUUGUUUUUACCCUUUCUGUCUCUCUACUUGAUCUCUCGCCCCUCCUCUUCUUCCUCUGCCUCUGCUUUUGUUUCUUCCUCCUCUUCAGACUUGACCUAGACAAUGGAGACGGUGAUGGAGCCUGGUGUCCUGACAUCAUGUCAGAGCCCGACGGCCUCAAAGAGUACCUCCAGGUGGACCUGCGCUCGCUGCACUUCAUCACACUGGUGGGAACCCAGGGUCGCCAUGCCGACGGAAUGGGUAAUGAAUUUGCCCAGAGAUACAGGAUCAAGUACAGCCGAGAUGGCACCAACUGGGUGGGCUGGCAUGAUAGGAAAGGAAGGCAGGUAAGGGUGUCUAGAUCUCUGUGUGUUAUAUUUCUUUUUCCCAGGAUAAUCAGAGGUACGGUUCACUUUAGGUCUGCACACUGUAUCCCAUUGUUAUUAGAAGUAGAAUUGUGUUGAACUGAAUUCAUAACAGGUUAUACUUUUUAUAGAAAGUACAUAAAGCUAUAGUCUCAUCACCCAUUGGUUUGUGAAUUGUCAUAUACACUAGAGUUUGGCUGCUGCAAAUCUAGAUUAUAGUAGCAAUCUUUAUCAACCGAGGCCAAAAGUAAUCAUACUUGGGCAAGAGUGUGGAACUGAAGAGAAAUGAGCAGGUAUCAGAUGUGUAAUCAUGGCUGAUUUAUCGGCAGGUGAAUGAGCUAGUUAACCUCGCUGUUUGACACAGAAUGAGGCUCUAUUUGUGGCAAGGAUUGAACUGAGAGAGCUUGUGGAGUAUGGCAGACUAAGUGUUUGGUUUAUUGCAUCAUGCAUGGCAGAAUAUUUCAGCCGCAACCCCUGGUGUGAAAAGUAAUGCUAAUGCAGAAGUGCAAAAAAAUGCAGUUUCUCAGGCAUCCACUUGAUGCUGGUUCCAAAAGCCAAAGAAGCCUUAAUGCCAAGAGGAUUAAAAGGUUCAUUUCUGCUGUAAAAUUAACAGUGUUCACAACCUUGUUGAAAAAAGGGUGGGUGUCUAAAUUGCAUUUCUGUAAUUGUAAUAACUUCAUGGAAGUUCUUUUUUUUUUUUAGCUUGUCUGUUUUGAUCAUACGCAGACAAAGAGUUGUGCUCAUAGACUGGAUAUAGAAUGGACGCCGUCUGCCUCCUCACUGGCUAAAGCCAUCCUGAGAACAGCAUCCUCUGUUGACGGGCUGCAGUAUAGGUCAUAAAUCCCGCCUCCUCCAGCCAUCCCUUAUGGAGCUGUGGACAAACUUUAGACAUUUAUCACACAGAAUAUGAAUUUUUCUCCACCCCCCGGUUGUGAUGUUGACAUACUGUCAGACUGGUUUGUGCUCAAGUCCUCUUUUUUCUGUGCAGCUCCAUUUUUUAAAGUUAUUAGGGGGUUCAUGUUUUCUAUGAUUGACACUUGAUACUGCCUACGGGCGUACGAAGAUGCGUGGCUCACCCAGGGGGAUACACUAGUUAAGCCGAGUGUCAUCACAGCGGCUCUCCCGCCGAAUAAUUACAACGCUAUUGCACAAGUGGUGGAGUGCAUGCAACCCUUCUGCACAAUGUUGGUUUCGGGAAGUUGAGAGAAGACACAGAAUUACUGAGAGCUUUUUGGCCUAAAUCUGUAUACUGGCAGAAGGCGGAACCAAGUUGUCCAUAGUAUAUACAGUUUAUGGUUGUGCAUAAUCAGGGAAUGUUGUAGGCAGGUGGCAAGGCUACAGCCUGAACAUGUUUUUGCUGGUCAGUAUAGUGAUUGGCAACUUUGGCCUUGUAGAAGAGUGGCAAACUCUGAUUAGGGCCCAUCCCACCUGCCAUUGGCUGAGAAGUGGGAUACACCCUAGACAGGUCACGAACCUAUCACAGCCACGACAUAGACCCAGGCAAAAAAUUCUCAUUUUUGGUGUUGGGUUGGUUGACUGACAGACUUCACAUGAUAAUUGUGACCAUCAUGAGGCCAUUUGAAGCCAAAGGGGUUGGACUAAUUGCUGACAGUGUUUAGUCACAGGGUUGCACAACAGCGUCUGCUAUUUCUCGUCUAUGUUUGUUUUUUCAGCCUGUCAUGGUCAUACCAUAACAGGACUGCAUUUACUCAGGGAUGUUGUUGCCAGAGCUUGACAAACUUAUCCUUUGACCUACUUACAUUUUCCACAUCAUCUUUAUCAUUCUGCAUUUGCUUUGUCAUUAUUUUUUUUACUCUUCACUCUUGCGUCUGCAGAGUGCCCCGUGCUCUCAUUGGUCAACAACUGUGAUGUCACGUAAACAAUUCAAUCCAAUCCAAUCCAAUUCACCUUAAUUUGUAUAGCCUUUUAAAAACAACAAGGUUACCAAAGUGCUCCACAACAGAUAAAAUAUAAAAAAGAUAAAAUGAAUUCAAAUAAAGUUAAAAUACAGUAAAUUUAGAGUACAUAAAAGCAAAAGGAAAAAAAUAUAUAUUAUAAUAAUAAAAGACAGAGACCACACAACUCUAAUGCACUCUAAAAGCCAAGGAGUAAAAUUAUUAUUUAUUGAGAUUUAAAAGUAUCCAGGGUAGGGGCCAUUUUGAUAUGGGUGGGUAGGUAAUUCCAUAGCUUAGGAGCUACCACUGAAAAAGCGCAGUCCCCCCUGGUCUUUUGUUGACUUUUUGGCACGACAAAUAGUGAAAAGCAGAGAGAAAAAUUUAACUUAUAGUGAGGUGGUCAAGAAGCAUUGCAAAUGUGAUUGAUUUCCCCAUUGAUCGUCUUUACUUCACAAGAUUAGUGGGUCCAGACACUCUACACCUGCUGGAUCAAGCUGUAAUCGCGCUUAAAUUGUGUUGUCUGACCUCGGCAUUAAGGCCCACCACAGUGCCAGCUCUUUUUUGGGGUAGAUCAAUGGUAAGGUUGAGAUAGCAUCAUGUCACCUGCAACUGUUUUGUUGAGCUUUAUUACUCUUCAAAAACCAGUGGGGGAUGUCAAAAACACUCUACAUCACAAUAAUCCCUGGGUAAAGCCGAGAAAAAAGUUUCAAUCCUUUGUAUAGGCUGACACAAGCAAACCAUUUCACAGAAACACUGAACAAGCUGACAAGAGAAGUUCGAGUAAAGCAAACACUGAUACCUGCUGAUUAGCACUAUCGUUUACACAAAACAGCACUAGAAUUUGACCCGCUGUAAUUACUGGAGUACUUGUGUUUUUGGGAAGCUUUAGAGUUCAAUAAACUGUUCAACAGGCUGUUCCGCCUAAAAAGGCACCAACAACAGAAACACAGCUGAGGUGUCAGGUUGAGUGGCACUGAUGAGCUGACACCUAUCAGACAGCCAGCAGAAACACUCACCUGUGAUUCAGGCACUGACACAAAUGAUGCAAAACUUUCAGACUGAAUUUCAUUGAAACGGGUGAGUGAUAUGAAAAUGAAUCCUUAGUAAAACUGACAUGAAUAGAAAAUGAGCUGUAGACGGCAACAUAGUUUACUUCUAACGUAAAGCUUGGUAUUUUCAUAUGAGGUCUUGUGGGAUUGAGAGGAUUUUGCAGCAAAGUAUUUAUUUAUCAAACCAUCUGAUGUGAAGACUUCCCUUGUCGCUGCUGAGAGAUGUCAGGAUGUGGGAUCAUAAGAUAACAGCAGAUAGUUUUAGGUGUCAUCAGUUAGGUAAAACUCACAUUAAAGCAGGCAAGAGAUAAAUGACACAAAUUUUUCUGGGAUUUUCCAAAACAAAGCCAUUUGUCAAUCACAGUUUUUCACUAAAUGCUGUGGAGCACACAUCAACUUAAUAUACAGCAGUAUAGUUUCACUACAACACAGAUUUCCUUGAGGAAUCAAACAUUAUUAGCACGUCAAGACUGUUUGUAUGCUUUCAUUUUUAUCCCUGACACGUCUCACUCUCUCUCCCAAUCCUCUCUGUGCUCCCUGCCUCUCCUCUGCCAGGUGAUUGAGGGGAACAGGAAUGCAUACGAUGUGGUUCUGAAGGAUCUGGAGCCUCCUAUCAUAGCUCGCUUUGUGCGCUUCAUGCCUGUGACAGAUCACUCCAUGAUCGUGUGUAUGAGAGUGGAGCUCUACGGCUGUGAAUGGCUUGGUUAGUUUGUCUGUUUAUUUCUUAAAAUGCUAGUUUAGGUUGAUUUUUUUUUUUUACUUUUAGGUGUAAAUAGAAAAAUCUUAUUCACUUUCAUUGAUCAUAUCACAUACACUUCCAGUAUGAGUGCUGUCUUGAUCACCAAAUAUGAUGAAGACUAAACUUGGUUACUUUACAUGACUGAUAAUGGGAUAUAAUUAUCUUGGUUGUAUCAAACAUCUAGUGUAAUAUGUCAUAUGUCAAAGUUAUUAGGGGGGUUCAUGUUUUCUAUUAUUGACACUUGAUACAGCCUAUGGGCGUACAAAGAUUGCGUAGCUCACCCAGGGGAUACGCUGUUUGAGCCGAGUGUCAUCACAGCGAGUCUCGGCGACUCUUCCGCCAAAUGCGUACAAUGCUACUGCGCAAUGUUGGUUUCAGGAAGAGAAAAAAAUACAGAGAGCUUUUUAACUUCAAAUCCAUAUACUGGUGGAAGGCGGAACCAAUGUGUCCAUAGUAUAUAGUACAGUAUAUGGUCAUGACACUGCCCAUAAGACAUGAUGAAAAUUAAGGAAAAUACACAGUCAGCUAAAUUAUGCAAAAGUUUAUAACAAACGGCAUCAAAAUGGCAUCAAAUCCUGGUUUUGAGGACUUUGUGAGACGUGUACUUACAUAUGGCUGUCUUUCUGACUUGAUUCUGUUAGGCCAGUCAGGAAAAAGUCUGCUAUUCCUAGAAAAACUGUAGGCUAUAAAAGAGAAAUUUACAAUAUGCACACAAGGUAAAUGUCAACAAGAACUCAACUGUGUUUAAAAACUGAUGAAUAGAAAACAUCACAGACUCUGACAGACAGGAGGCAGAAAAACUCAGUCAGAUGCUGCGCUGAUUCAGCCCUGUUCACCUUGUUUAACUCCAGCAUCAGUGGAAAUGUUCCCUUUGGUGUGACUAAUAACAGCGGAGCAAGCUCAUUUUAAGACGCCUGCCGAGUUCAGGGUUACUUCUGAAACAGCUCAAACUGUGAGUGUAACAGAGUGUUUUUAUAGGAGAAAAGUUAGUCCUUUUAAAUCAGCAUUUUGUGUUAAAUUAUUGAUUCCUUGAGUAACCAUGUAAAUGUCAGGAUUAGAUAGAAAAAGCAGGUGUAUAUAGUGAGGUAUAUCUGCUAUAAUAACCUAUUCACUGUGCAUUAUACCCCAUAAUUAUCCCACUUUAAACCAUGAAGUGAUACAGUCCUUUUGUCUGUCAUUUACUCCAUGUAAUCUUGUCUCUUCUAUCUUGGCUUUGAGCCUGUAAUAAAGUUUAAACUGAACUGACUUAAUUUAUAUAAUUACUAUAUUUUUCUAACCUCUGACCUUUGACCUGUUCUUUGUAGAUGGUCUGAUGUCCUACAGUAUCCCAGAUGGGCACCAAAUGAUCUACAGAGGCCUGGAUGUCUAUUUUAAUGACUCAGUUUAUGAUGGAGCGUCUGCUGAAAGGUCUGGAUUUUACUGCUUCAUAAAAACUCUGUAAUAACAGCUAUCUCAAUCAUUUUUGCUUGUUAUGAUUCUCUAAAAAAUGGACCUGAAUUUUCUCCACAUUUCAAAGAGUAUUUCCUCAUUAACAGACAAGAUUUUAACUUCUAACACUGUCUACUGUUUUUCUAUUCAUCCCUUAUCUAGACUAACAAAAGGACUGGGUCAGCUGACAGAUGGUACCUGGGGUCUCGAUGAUUUCCUCCACAGCCACAUGUACGGCAUGUGGCCCGGCUAUGACUUUGUUGGCUGGAGUAACAGGAGCUUCCCCAAAGGCUAUGUGGAGAUGAUCUUUGAGUUUGACCAUGUGCGAAACUUCACUUCCAUGAAGGUGAAACUCUGGGUAGACUUUUAGAGUCGCACACCAAACAGCUAGAUGUUACAAAAUUGAAUUAUUACAGAAUAUGCUGAGGUGACACUGCUGCAAAAUGAGUCGUGCUGCACAACGUUGGGCAAGCAUCCAUCUCCUGUAGCUGCUGUGAUUUUUUUAUUGAGACAUAAAAUAUAUGAAAUGAUGCAAAGUAGCCCUGUAUAAUGAGACCAUUUGUCAGAGGAUGGGUAGGAGUUGUGUCCAGACAUGACAGAUUUUUUUAGGUACAGCACAGCAAAACAGAUUAGUCAUCACUACACCUGCUCCUGCACUAUCCUCUGACUCUUCUCCAUCACAGAUACACUCAUCAAAUAGAGACAAAGAAGAAAAGCACUUUUUUUCCCUUUAGAUUUUUGCGGGAUGGUUGAAUAUUUGCAGAUCCUUGUUUAGUGAAUUUGUGUGCUUUGGCUAACAGAUUCAAACUCCACCUCCUCAGGUUCACUGUAACAACAUGUUCAGCAGAGGGGUUCGGAUGUUCAGACAGGCUGGCUGUUACUUCCGCUCAGGAUCAGACUGGGAGGCUGAACCUGUGACUUUCAGGCCCUCUGUGGACCGUGUGAGCCAGAGCGCCCGUUUUGUCACCGUGCCGCUUGGGGACCGCACAGCCAGCGCCAUCAAGUGCCGUUUCCACUUCAGUGACAUGUGGAUGCUGUUCAGUGAGAUCGCCUUUCAGUCAGGUAGAAGGGAUCAAAGUUUUCUUCACUCAUCAAGUAGCUAUCUCCUCUUUGACUUCUUAUUCUUCUCUUUUAGGCUCAGCAGUCUACAACAAUUCUUUGACUCCUCGCAAACAUGGACACCCAACAAACACACUACCAGGUCAGCACUUAAACACCGUUUUCAUUUUUUCCAUCUUUGUCUUAAGUCAACAAAGUAAAGCAGUAAACACACCACAAGAAUGAUUUGACCAGUUGAUUUCUGCAUUGGUAUAAUGGUGCAGCACUUGAGUACUUACUGUAUCAUAUCAUAUCAGAUAUCAUAUCAUACCCAUUUGUUGCUGCAUGGCAACAACUCAAGUCUUUGUCCAGAAAAACAUACUGCAACCGAAAUGACAGAAGAGGCAUUAAAAAGAAACCGAUUCUUCAGUGCACAUACCAGCAAGAUAAACGAGAUAUCUUGUUUUAAGAGCUGGGACUCUGGUUGCUGGGGAAAAGAGUCUUUGUGUGUGUGUGUGUGGUGCAAAGUGUUCACCACCAAAACUGAGAAAUCUGUCAUCAGUUGUGAUCAUGUGUGGAGUCUGCCUGAAGGUAAUGUGGCAAGAAAACACAAAUAUCUAGUCCAUCCUAACUAUUAUUAUUUUUUUAAAACUUCAUUCAAGUCAUCAAGUGAGUAAAAGUGUAUUAAUCAUAAAUGGUGACGGUGUUGGCCUGACCUUAAACCCAUGACUCUAGCUCUUCAAACAUUUUUGCUUUCCUAAAAUUGAAAAUAACAUCUGAGAAAUAUCUAAAGCUCCCAUGAGAACCUUUCUGUUUGUGUUGACUUUGCAGCCUCCUCCUCCGGAGAAAGUGAUAGCUUUUAAAUCAUUGCUGAUUACAUCUCAUCUUGGUGAAUAUUUGCUGUGGGAAAAUGACUGAGGCUGUUUUUCCAGCAUACCUCUUUACAACACUGAGAUCAUAAUAUAGAAACUGUGAAUCAUGUCAUCAGGUAUCUCAUUUGCUUUUGUAAGUUAUAGAAACAUAACACUGUUCAUUAUAGUCUGUUUCAUGUCCUCUGAAAAACCCCUCACAAGAGAUAUGAAAAUGUAUUUCUUUUCUAUAACCUUGCUUGUCAUUGAAAAAGGCAUACAAAGUAAAUGCAUGUUUGGUUAUCAGUAAAAUUUCAGGUUUUUUCAACAUUAAAAUGUGUCAGUCUUCCUGUUUGCUCUGUUUUCAGUGAUGUUUAAGAUUAAGCAAACUAUUAAUCCUUUGAGUUUUUGACCCAGGCUGUUAAAAGGAAGGGGAUAAAGAAGAAUCAUUAAAAAAAAGCUUCUUUUUUAUAUACAGAUAAAAUACCUAAAUAUGUAAAAUCUGACCUCUUUAAUAUGUAAUCUCACAGGCCAGGUUUUGACUCCUGCACAUUUAAAGGUUGUUUAUAUCAGCUUUUGGUCAGUAUAACACUGCCCCCUGCUGUUAGAAACAAAAUGAUCUCACACUGUAAUUUUUCUCUCUCUACCGGCACUUUCUGCGAUAAAGCAUGAGGGGGAUUAAACAAGAAAUAUACUAUAAAAAGAUCUUGAACUGUGUCGGAUUAAAUUUAAUCCACCAAAACUCUCAUCUGUCCAUUUGGUCAGCAGAUGAUCCGACUCACAAGGUGGAUGACAGCAACACCAGGAUCCUGAUUGGCUGCUUGGUGGCCAUCAUCGCCAUCCUUCUGACCAUCAUAGUCAUCAUCCUGUGGAGGCAGGUGUGGCAAAAGAUGCUAGAGAAGGUGAGAAGAAAGUGCUUGUGUUGGUUCUGUUGUAGUUGUAUGAUUCCCCCUUUGUCAAUACUUGUGGAUGACAUUUUCAAGGCCUUAUAUUCCCUUUGAUUCAGACUCAAUUACUGAGUUACUAAAUAAAGAGAAAAGGAAUUCAGUCAUGUAAGGGCUGAAGAUUAAAUAUCAAUUUUAAAAAAGUGAAAACUAAGCGGUAAACAGGACUAUUCACAUACUCGGGUGCUGGUCAGUUGAAGGAACACACACACAGAAAUGGACUGCCCCACACUGAAAUGGCUUGUAGCAUCCUCAGGUUUGCCCUGUGCAUAAAUAGGCAGUCAAAGCUGUGUUAAAUACACAUGAUUAUGUGUGAAAAAUGUUUCAACAAAAACCAUGUAGAUAUCAGGGUUACACGACCAAAAACAAAAAGACAGUACUGUAAAACAAACACAUAGAGCCCCCUAGUGGCUAACUGUGAAAUUUGUUCAUAAGAGAAAAAUCAAAAUAAUAUUGAACAAACCUAAAGAAAAUACUUAGGAACAUAAUUUUUUCACUUGUUUCUGAUACAUAGGCAGACUAAUUCAUAAAUUAAAGACAGUUCCUAUCAGGUUUUAUUUCCGUGCCAGAGAAGACCUAUCAUUGAGGAGGCGGGACUGUGAAUGGCUUUGUCGUUAUAGGGGAAAGCUUUAUGAUGCGAAAUGGACUAGUUCACGAAAUAAAGAACAGCUGAUUGAUAUUAAAAAGUCUCCUAAAGGGAGUGAUAGCAAGAAAAAAGUUUAUUAAAAUAAAACAUUUCAUUUUGAAUGCAUUGAAUCACUUUCAUGAUCUGAGUGAGAUUGAGCAUAAAACUGACUUUUAGUUUUUUUAUAUAUAUAUAAAGAGGUAGUAGAUAAUUGAUAAUUUUGCAUCCUAUGAUACCCUGAUAGUGUGAGAGCUCAUACAUCACCUGUUUUGUGUUCAGCCUUUAUGAAGACCUCAUAAACAUUAAAUGAGUGGAAUAUUGGGGUGGGUAUUUCUAGAGACAACUGUCAUAAAACACACAUCAGAUGCCAAAUCUUAUCCUUUCACAUGUUUUAUUUUUAACAGGCCUCUCGUCGGAUGCUGGAUGAUGAGCUGACAGCUCGCCUUGCGGUCCAGACUCAGGCUUUCUCCUCCCAACACUCCUCUCUGACCAGUGAGGGUGGCUCCACCUCCAACUCUACCUAUGAGAGAAUCUUUCCCCUCUGUGCAGACUACCAGGAGCCUUCACGCCUCAUCCGGAAACUACCUGAGUUUGCUCAGUCCACAGAUCACCUUGGUAAAAACUGAAACAAAUCAAACUGUAGUUGUGGCUAUAAAGCUGCAGCUGUUGAGAUUAAGUGCCUUUGUGUGUGUUUCCAUGAUAGACUCAGGCUCCUCCAGUAAAGCUCUUCCAGCCACUGUUUCAGACGGAGCUCCUCAUUAUGCAGAGGCGGACAUCAUCAGCCUGCAGGAGGCUUCAGAUAGCGGCACAAACUCCACCACAGCUGUCAGCAUGAAUCUGUUUGCUGGCACCGAAUCUUCCAUGAGAGAGUUUCCCAGACACAAGCUCACCUUCAAGGAGAAGCUGGGAGAGGGCCAGUUUGGAGAAGUGAGUGCACUUUGGUACCUCUAAUGUUUGCUGGCAAUGAUUUAGUAGUUUAAAAAAAUACACUUAUGCACCAUUGGGCUCUUUCCAAGAGUGUUUUGUUGAUGUAACUUUGGGGGUUUUAAUUUGAAAACUGAAUGAUAGCUCUGUAUUUAUGGCUGCAGUAAAAAUACGAGUGAAUGAUGACAAAUUGGUUUCACUUUGUGGUAUUAAACUGAGCUAAACAGAUGGCUCCAUGUGCUGCCAAGUGUAUAAUGGGCUAAAAAAGUACUUUUUCAAACAGGUACACUUGUGUGAGGCAGAGGGCAUGCAGGACUUUUUGGACGAAGAUUUGGCUGUUGAUGAAAACUCAGACUCACCUCUGCUGGUGGCCGUGAAAACACUGCGGGAGGAUGCCAACAAAAAUGCAAGGUGAACCAAAAUGUUUCUUUUCUCAGUUUUCAAUAAUGAAAAAAGGCAAAGAGUGCACAAGUCAAGAUUGUUAUAAUUAAACUGGAUAACUAUUCCGUCAUGGAUGUUUGUCACCUGCAGGAAUGACUUCCUGAAAGAGAUACGCAUUAUGUCUCGUCUGAGGGACCCCAAUAUUGUGCGUCUGCUGGCGGUGUGUGUGGACACAGACCCGCUGUGUAUGAUCACUGAGUACAUGGAGAAUGGAGACCUGAACCAGUUCCUGUGCAGCCUGAGACGUAAACAGUUUCAAGAGGACAAUAAGACAGAACAAGAGGAGAAAGAAGGAAAGAGCAUGGUCAGGUAGGCCCACAGACUCACAUUAGACUGACACUGAGAGGAAAUAUGUAGAGUAAACAUUAUGUUAGGGGAAAAGAUAUUGCAAUUUUAAUAAACUGCUUGUAUCUCUCCUGUAUUGAAUAAUGCAGCAGGGAUAUGGAGACAUAACAAAUUCAAAAUCACAGACUCCAUGCUGUACUUUAUUUAUUCAUAAGUUUGCUUUUCUUCGGCUGCUCAGGGCGAUAUUGGUUGCAUCCCUUGAUAAAUAAGGUGCAAAUGUAAAAUGAUUGUGUACCUUUUGUGUCAGAAAAUUGAGUCAUUAUGAAGGUAUUUUUUAUUCUUUGGAGUAAAUCACACAAUUUCCCGCAGGCUUUAGAGCUUUGUGCUGUUGCCUUGGGAGCUAAAUUAUGACAUCUCAAGAAAUCAUUUAUCUUGUAGUGGGAACAAAAUUUGAGAAAGCUACCUGCUCCAUUAGAAGAAAAUGGUAGAAGAGUAUCUUGUUAAAACCACAUUUACACCCACUUGAACAGAUUCUUUAAGGUGUUUGAGGGUUUCAGAGCAUUGUUGAGAAUAGCACUCGUUCCUUAGCCUCUUGAAGCUUGUAAAAUGAUUCAGGAGGGAUGUGUGGUGUUAAUUAUGUGAGAUAUGCACAGUCAAGUAUGAAUCACAUCAUCUCUUGUAUUGUGCUUAUUUUCUUGAGUUAAGAACACCUUUAAUUAUGAAAUGUAUGUUUUUAAAAUCAUGAUUUUAGUCACCUUUUCCAUGUAUAAGUGGCACACUUCUAUUUCUAAACAGAAGGAUAUUAAUCAAACUUGUAAUUUACAAAGUGUAUGUGUCUUUUUUUGAGCUGCAAAUAUCCCUAAUUUGUAAAACCAUAACUGAAUGAAAUACCAACCUAUACCUUCUCUUUCAGCAAACUUAUUGGCAUGGCUGUACAGAUUGCAUCAGGUAUGAAGUACUUGUCAUCUCUGAACUUUGUCCACCGUGAUCUGGCAACACGAAACUGCCUUGUGGGUAAAAACUUCACCAUAAAGAUCGCUGACUUUGGUAUGAGCAGAAACCUUUACAGAGGAGAUUAUUACAGGAUCCAGGGCCGGGCCGUGCUGCCUAUUCGCUGGAUGUCAUGGGAGAGCAUCCUGCUGGUGAGUACUGUACAUGCUUUACCAUGUGUGUUCAUUUUAAGGAAGUAUAUAAAAUAUGAGCUGUGAUGCACAGACAGAUAAAUCCAAAAGGAGGCCUGAGCCAACACAUGUCCUCAGACUCAUUCACUUACCCUAAAUGACCUCUAAAUCAGCCUCCCCUAAAGAGAAAGAAAAAUAAAAUGAAAUUUGGAAAACAAUGUGUUUGAACCACUUGUACAGCCACCAUGUUAAGCGUAUGUCAAAUUACAUAUGAAUUUCACAUUGCCUGUUUUCUUAGGGUAAAUUCACCAUGGCCAGUGAUGUGUGGGCGUUCGGGGUGACUCUGUGGGAGAUCCUGACUCUGUGUAAGGAGCAGCCAUACUCACAGCUCUCUGAUGAACAGGUGAUUGAAAACACAGGAGAGUUCUUCAGGGACCAGGGCAAACAGGUGAGCAGCACACAGGUUUAAGCGUCGAGUCUAAUCUGUUUAUGGUCUUAGUUAUUGUUAGUGACUGUUUCCUUGUGGGAAACAUACAAACUAGUCCUGCAUUUUCUAUGCAUUUAUGAAAUGAAAUACUGCUUAAUGCCUUUUAUUAGAUUCAUUUUGAUUAGAUAGAACUUAUUGAUUCUUUUGGGCAAGUUUCCUCAGAAAAAUUAAGAACAUUAACACUAGUGUCUUGAUUUAUACAUUACGGCAAAGUUACCAAAGUUGCAUGAGUUACACACUUUUUUUAGUUAAAGACACACAAACAGGCCAUGAAGUUCAGCCAACUUUGCACAGAAACAGUCUAUAGAUACAGUAUGUCGAUCAGAAGAAGAAUCAGCAUGUCUACUUUCACCAGUCUUCCUUUGUACAUUUGCUUGAGUAGUGUAUUUACUUAUGCCGACCCCGGACCUACACUAAUUUCAUAAUGUAUCCCUCAGGUGUACCUGCCCAAGCCCCCGUACUGUCCUGAUUCAGUCUACAAUGAUCUGAUGCUGAGCUGCUGGAGGAGGAAUGCCAAACAGAGGCCGAGUUUUCAGGAGAUUCACGCUCACUUGAUGGAGAGUCUGGCAUAGCAGUCGGGACAGAUCGUCUCUCUCUGCCCUGCACUGCCACAUUUUCUCUCCUCAGUCUGGAUUUAUAUGGAGUCAGAAACCAACAAUGACAGUUUUCAAAAGUUUUUUGCUUUUUUUUACUGCUAUGAUGCUGUAAAUAGUAAAGUAUGAAGGGAUGUUGUACACUUGAAUGGAGCUUUAACUCUUAUAGUAGAUAUUAUGCAAUCUAGUACUCUUAACAUCUCUGUGUAUUUAUUUAAUUCUUUUUAUUCCCUGUAUCAUGUCUAUUUAUG
This is a messenger RNA of Xyrichtys novacula (pearly razorfish), 18116 nucleotides long. The record is from the annotation of a GenBank genome assembly. Lineage: Eukaryota; Metazoa; Chordata; Actinopteri; Labriformes; Labridae.